Dissoconium aciculare CBS 342.82 is the source of this 894-nucleotide messenger RNA. RefSeq lists its product as uncharacterized. The transcript has 5 exons. The coding region runs from base 1 to 894 and encodes 297 amino acids. Lineage: Eukaryota; Fungi; Ascomycota; Dothideomycetes; Mycosphaerellales; Dissoconiaceae. The record is from RefSeq and is a predicted model, not a curated record.
AUGCCGGACGCCGUUCGUCAGUGGUUCGUGCCAGCCGAAGGCAUCGAGCGCCAGGUGAUUUCAGCGGAUAUCCAGCGCUACCUAGGAAAUGAUGCGACCGUCCGUCCCGGACAAGGAAACGCCUCUGAGAAUAACGGCGUUCCCGUUCAAGGAUACUGGAUCAAAGCUUACCGCAAUCUCACAUCUGCCAUGAUUUUGGACUUGAAAGCAGAUUCCGUACGAUGGCGGCAAGAACAGCAGCGAACAGGGCCUAGAGAUUACGCCGGUUCCACUACUUACAACGCAUCCAGUGCUGGUCGGCCAGUGAAUGCUCGUGAAUCGCCGUCAGUGGAAGGUCCUUACGGAAUCCCAAGCCGGGAUAGAAUGGCCUCCGAUAGACUGUCUGCUGAAAGGAACCUCGGAGAAAGGAUGCAGCUGGACCCACCAGUUGCACCGCCGGCUCGGACUCUUCCCACGACUGAAAGGAACUACCAUCCGGAUGGUCGUGCAUAUGGUCCAUCCGACCGAGGAUAUCCACCUCCGGACAACAGGAUGCCCUACCAGCAGGAUGUGCCUUUGCCCUCUGCCUAUGGACAACGCCCACCUGUCACGGCCCCCUAUGAGCAACCUCGGUACGCACCCGAAUACCCUGCAGGUAACGGACCUCCAGGAUAUUCUCGUCCCGGUGAACAUAUUCCUCCUGUUUCCAGCCCGUACGAUUCCAACCACGGACCCAGACCGCCAGUGACCGGCUACGCCCAAGGCAACAUAUACGCUCAGGCACCACCACCGUCGAUGCGCCCGCCGCGUGACGCUGGUUAUCCUCAGCAGGAAUACGUGGAUCCCAGCAGUCCCUAUCACAACAUGGCGCCGAACCAUCACGACCCUUACGGUGGUCGACGUAAGUUCUACUAG